CGGUCUUGACUUCAAACUGCAGUGAUCAGUGACUGACUGAAACACAAACAAAAAUAUAAAAAUGAAGUGAAAAAAAAAAUCGACAGGAGAAAAAAAUGGAUCAAAACCAGAGAUCAGUAGCUGCAACGACGGCUGCUUCCCGCGGUUACCAGUUUCAUCCGUCUCGUGCCGCCAUUCUCGAUCUCUUCAAUCUCUAUUUAGGAAGAAGUAGCCGCCAAAAACCUGACGAUGCUGCGCGCGAACCACCGAAUAAAACGCAAAAGCGUGUACUUGCUCUUAACCGAGAGUUACCUCCUCAAAAUGAACAAUUUCUUAUGGAUUUUGAGCAAUUGCAGAGCCAGUUUCCGGAUCAAGAUCAGCUCCGAUCGGUAACAGAAUCUGUGCUAAUUUCAUUGGUCAUUCAGUGUUGCAAUCAUGCUCCGCGUGCAGAAUUCUUUUUAUUUGCAUUACGGAGCUUAUGUAGUAUAGGCUAUAUUAAUUGGGAUACUUUUUUGCCGUCUCUUCUUUCUUCUGUAUCCUCGGCAGAAACGUCAGCUGGUCAGGCUGGUCAAACGGUAUCAGGUAUUUCUUCUAUGAAUUUGUCACACUCUGUGAUACUUCCUUCAUCUAGUGCAAUUCCCAAUUCAUCGAAUUUUCAGUCUUCGAAUCCUACAUCCCCAUUACCUUCAGUUCAUGGUAUUGGUUCUCCUGCUCAAUCUGCACUUGAACCUUCUUCACUUGCAACUAUGUCUCCUGUUAAAUCAUCUGAUAUCUCUGGUAAUGGACAUGCGUCCACUGCAAGAAUUAACUCAUCUGUAAGGGACAAUGCUAUAAGUAGUCUACGUCAGCUUUGUUGCAAGAUUAUUUUAACUGGUCUAGAAUAUAACUUAAAGCCAGUGACCCAUUCUGAGAUUUUCCAGCAUAUCUUAAACUGGUUGGUUAAUUGGGACCAACGGCAACAUGGACCUGAUGAAUCUGAUGCUAUGAAAUCUUGGAGACCUGGCAAAGCUCUAAUUGAGUGGUUGCACAGUUGUUUAGAUGUUAUUUGGCUGUUGGUUGAUGAGAAUAAGUGUAGAGUGCCCUUUUACGAAUUAUUGCGGAGUGGUUUGCAAUUUAUAGAGAACAUACCAGAUGAUGAAGCCUUAUUUACACUUACCCUGGAGAUCCAUCGGCGACGAGAUAUGAUGGCCAUGCACAUGCAAAUGUUAGAUCAACAUCUCCAUUGCCCCACAUUUGGUACUCCUCGGACUGUGUCUCAAACAACUUCUAACAUUUCAGUUGAAGCAGCAGCCAACAUGCGCUUUUCACCAAUCACAUAUCCAAGUGUCCUUGGAGAACCAUUGCACGGAGAGGAUCUUGCAAAUUCUAUUCAGAGGGGAAGUUUGGACUGGGAAAGAGCUUUGCGCUGUAUAAGGCAUGCUCUUCGCACUACUCCAUCACCUGACUGGUGGAAGCGAGUGCUCCUUGUGGCUCCCAGCUAUAGAAAUCCUGCACAUGGGCCUACGCCUGGUGCUGUUUUCACUUCUAGCAUGAUUUGUGAGGCAACAAUUGAUAGAAUUGUUGAACUACUGAAGAUAACAAAUUCAGAAGUAAACUGUUGGCAGGAGUGGCUCGUCUUCUCUGACAUAUUCUUUUUCCUUAUGAAGAGUGGAUGUAUUGAUUUUGUCGAUUUUGUGGAUAAGCUAGUUGCACGUCUCACAGAAGGUGACCAGCACAUUCUUCGCACAAAUCAUGUGACUUGGCUGCUUGCACAAAUCAUUAGAGUCGAACUUGUGAUGAACGCGUUAACUACAGAUGCUAGAAAGGUAGAAACAACCAGAAAGAUCAUAUCAUUUCAUAGAGAAGAUCGAAGUUCGGAUCCUAAUAAUCCUCAAAGCAUCUUGCUUGAUUUUAUAAGCAGUUGUCAGAACUUGCGCAUUUGGUCAUUGAACAUAUCAACAAGAGAAUAUCUGAAUAAUGAGCAGCUUCAGAAAGGAAAGCAGAUAGAUGAAUGGUGGAGAACUGUGACCAAAGGUGAUCGCAUGAUUGAUUACAUGAAUAUGGAUGACAGAUCGAUUGGAAUGUUUUGGGUUGUAUCCUACACUAUGGCACAACCAGCCUGUGAAACAGUGGUGAAUUGGUUAUCCUCUGCUGGGGUUUCUGAGUUACCUGGGACGAAUAUGCAGGCCAAUGAGAGAUUAAUGGUGAUGAGGGAAGUAAGCCCAUUACCAAUGUCGUUAUUGUCUGGCCUUUCGCUGAACUUAUGUCUAAAGUUGGUCUUCCAACUCGAAGAUUCUUUAUUUGCCGGGCAGGUUAUUCCUAGCAUUGCAAUGGUUGAAACGUACUGUCGAUUGCUGCUCAUCGCACCUCACUCAUUGUUCCGUUCACACUUUAGUCAUUUGGCACAGAGGUAUCCAUCAUUAUUGAGCAAGCCUGGAGUGACUCUUUUGGUGUUUGAAAUUGUGAACUACCGACUACUUCCAUUAUACAGGUACCAAGGGAAAAGCAAAUCAUUGAUGCAUGAUGUUACAAAAAUAGUUUCUACAUUAAAAGGGAAACGGGGAGAUCAUCGUGUUUUUAGGCUUGCAGAAAACUUGUGUGUGAACCUAAUUUUAUCUCAGAGAGAUUUUUUCUCUGUGAAAAGAGAAGGGAAGGGUCCAACUGAGUUUACUGAAACAUUGAAUCGUGUUACCAUAAUAACUCUCGCCAUUAUCAUAAAAACCCGGGGUAUCGCUGAUGCUGAUCACAUGCUCUAUCUCCAGACUAUGCUAGAGCAGAUUAUGGCAACUAGCCAGCAUAUAUGGUCUGAGAAAACGUUGCGCUACUUUCCUGCUCUUCUUCGGGAUGCCUUAAUUGGGAGGAUAGAUAAAAGGGGCCUCGCAAUUCAAGAAUGGCAGCAGACAGAGACAACUGUUAUUAACCAAUGUACGCAACUUCUUUCUCCAUCUGCUGAGCCUACUUAUGUCAUGACUUACAUCAACCACAGCUUUCCUCAGCACCGACAGUAUCUGUGCUCUGGUGCUUGGAUACUGAUGCAGGGACAUCCUGAAAACAUCAAUAGCGGAAAUCUGGCUUGUGUUUUGAGAGAAUUCUCCCCUGAAGAAGUAACAUCAAAUAUAUACACCAUGGUGGAUGUUCUACUUCACCGCAUUCAAAUAGAACUUCAGCAUGGACAUAAUUUACAGGACCUUCUUCUGAAAACUUGUGCAAACCUUGCAUUUUUUGUUUGGGGUCAUGAGCUGCUUCCUUUGGAUAUUUUACUUCUUGCCCUUACUGACCGUGACGAUGAUCCUCAUGCUUUGCGAAUUGUGAUGAGUCUCCUGGAUAGGCAAGAGCUUCAACAAAGAGUGAAAUUAUUUUGUAUGAAUCGUGGGCCUCCAGAGCAUUGGCUUUUCUCUGGAAUUUAUAAGCGUCUUGAGUUGCAAAAAGCACUUGGCAAUCACCUCUCGUGGAAGGACAGGUAUCCCGUAUUCUUUGAUGACAUUGCAGCCCGUUUGCUUCCUGUCAUCCCCUUCAUUGUUUAUCGACUCAUCGAAAAUGAUGCCAUAGAUCCUGCUGAUAGAAUUCUGGCCAUGUAUUCUCCUUUUCUAGCAUAUUACCCCUUGAGAUUCACAUUCGUUCGUGAUAUACUUGCAUAUUUCUAUGGCCAUCUUCCUGGAAAGCUCAUUGUACGGAUACUAAAUGUUCUAGAUCUCAGCAAGAUACCAUUUUCCGAGUCAUUCCCACAGCAUAUUAGUUCAUCAAACCCUGCUUUAUGCCCUCCUGCCGAGUAUUUUGCAACUCUGUUGUUGGGCAUCGUGAACAAUGUAUUACCACCAUUAAAUACCAACUCCAAGUAUGGAUCACUUGGAGAUGGUUUACUGCGCAAUCCGAAUACCAAGACUCCAGCAACAUCUCAGUCUGGACCAACAAAUAUCUCCGACGGCCAAAAAGCAUUCUAUCAAAUUCAAGAUCCUGGAACGUAUACUCAACUGGUUCUUGAAACUGCAGUAAUUGAAUUACUAUCACUUCCAGUAACUGCAUCUCAGAUUGUAUCAUCUCUUGUUCAAAUUGUAGUUAACAUACAACCAACUCUAAUACAGUCCAGCAAUGGUUUGCAUGGAGCUUCUAGUGGUGUUGGUCAAGGAUCAGUUCUACCAACAUCCCCUUCAGGAGGAAGCACAGAUUCCUUGGGUGCAAGUAGGUCAAGUCCUUCGGUUUCAGGAAUCAAUACUGCUAAUUUUGUUUCCCGAAGUGGUUAUACCUGCCAGCAACUAUCUUGCUUAUUAAUCCAAGCAUGUGGUCUUCUGCUGGCUCAGCUUCCUUCUGAUUUCCACUUGCAACUCUAUAUGGAGGCAGCAGGUAUUAUUAAGGAGAGUUGGUGGCUCACUGAUGGCAAAAGAUCAGUUGGGGAACUGGACUCUGCUGUUGGCUAUGCUUUGUUGGAUCCAACAUGGGCUGCUCAGGACAAUACCUCUACAGCCAUCGGUAAUGUAGUUGCCCUGCUACAUUCUUUCUUCAGUAACCUUCCGCAGGAAUGGCUAGAAGGGACACAUGUAAUUGUUAAACAUCUUAGGCCAAUAACAUCAGUUGCAAUGUUGAGGAUAGCAUUUCGUAUAAUGGGUCCCCUGCUACCAAAACUUGCCAAUGCUCACUCUCUCUUCAAUAAGACACUCUUGUUACUUUUAAACGCUAUGGUUGACGUAUUUGGGAAGAAUUCACAGCCAUCAACUCCUGUUGAAGCAUCAGAAAUAGCAGAUCUUAUCGACUUCCUCCAUCACGUUGUCCAUUAUGAAGGCCAAGGAGGGCCUGUCCAGGGUAAUAGCAAGCCUAGAGCCGAGGUCCUGGCCCUUUUCGGUAGAGCAGCGGAAAGUCUACGUCCUGAUAUACAACAUCUUCUUUCCCACCUGAAACCCGAUACUAAUUCUUCUAUCUACGCCGCCACUCAUCCAAAGCUGGUACAGAAUCCUUCAUGAUCAUUAAAUUUAACUAGGAUAGAUAUUACAUUAUUUAACUAGCUUCCUACUAUAGAUUUUGCUCCACCGUAGUACACUAGACCCUCGAAAUUUUAGGCGUUGCUGGAUUAGAGAAGUGAAAGAAAGAGUAGAACUUGAUUAAACUACUCCUAACCAAUUAACAAAUUAAAGUCAUUUUACUGUGCCAGCCUUGGGGCAUUAAAUUAUAAGAUAUGUCUCAAAACUGUAUCAUGUAAAUAAAGUUGUACAUAUGAAGUGGUGAUGUGGGUCGUGGUUGCCACUUUUCCUGAGCUAUAUAAAGUAGUAUUAGUUUUUUCUUCUGGUAGAAAUUUGAAUUUUUAUUUUUAUAAUUAUUGUGUUGGACUUGGAAGCUAUUGGUGGUUUUCAUCAGGACAGAUUCUAGUGAAUGAAUACAUUACACAAUUUGAAUC
This is a messenger RNA of Mercurialis annua (annual mercury), 5344 nucleotides long. Its product is annotated as mediator of RNA polymerase II transcription subunit 23. The record is from RefSeq and is a predicted model, not a curated record. Gene Ontology annotation, biological process: positive regulation of gene expression; regulation of transcription by RNA polymerase II. Bases 96 to 4913 code for a protein of 1605 amino acids. The transcript is spliced from 21 exons. Lineage: Eukaryota; Viridiplantae; Streptophyta; Magnoliopsida; Malpighiales; Euphorbiaceae. Gene Ontology annotation, cellular component: transcription regulator complex; mediator complex.